Molecule: messenger RNA, 4251 nt
Organism: Aquila chrysaetos chrysaetos
Lineage: Eukaryota; Metazoa; Chordata; Aves; Accipitriformes; Accipitridae
Gene: BTK
Product: Bruton tyrosine kinase
Exons: 19
Coding region: 1903-3954 (683 amino acids)
Biological process (GO): intracellular signal transduction; B cell receptor signaling pathway; T cell receptor signaling pathway
Molecular function (GO): protein binding; non-membrane spanning protein tyrosine kinase activity; ATP binding
Source: RefSeq, a predicted model, not a curated record
GACCCAGCACUGCAGCUGGGAUGGGCUGGAACCCGGGGGCUGCUCUGCUCAGCUCCCGCGUCUGUGCCAGGAGGGGCAAUGGGAGGCCUCCUGCUCUUGGGACACAGGACGAGCAGCCACAUUUUAUAGCUAGGGAAACUGAGGCAUGAGGCUACAGGGGCAUGCUGGGGUCACUCUGGGCUCUCCCACCACCCCGCCAGCAGUCUGGGGUCAGUGGCCACCGCAGCUACCUGCCCUGUGCCCAGCAGGGACCCCAGUUCCCUCCUCCCCAGGCCUGGUUCAGGCGGCGGAGGCUGCUGUUUUUUCUAAAAGAUUCUGAUGGCUCAUCUUUUAAGCUUUUUUUUUUUUUUUUUAAACCACCCAAACAAGCCAGAAAGGGCUGAGCCAUGAGGGCCACAAGGGGACAGAAGGGGGGAUCCUGGGAGGGGGGAACCCUGCUUGUCCCCAGCCUCUCUGUAUAGCUACCGCAGUGGGAUCGGUGCUGGGAGGGUCUGGGCAUUGCCAGUGGAUGGGAGGACGCUCCUGUUCCAGGGCUGGGGCAUGCCCUGGAGAGAGGCACAGUGGGUGGGACCAGCUCCUGGCAUCUUUGGUGCCCAGCUGGCCACUGUUGCGAGUGAGUCAAUGCUGCCUCUUGUGUGGGGGGAGUGGAUGGGCUGCCUGGCCGGGUAGUGGGGGGCUCAACCCCUGACUCUGGCCCACCUCUGAGCCUCCCCCAGAGAAGACAGGCUGCGGGCAGCAGGGAGGGGAACACCUUCUCCCAGGUUGCUUUCCAAAGCUGUGUUUGUAGAAGAAAAAAGGCAAUAAGGUGGAGGUGAAAGGGGAGCAGAGCAUGUAGGUGUUCAGGGCAGGAGACGUGGAGGAGGGCUCCAGGGGAUCACAGUUCAGCAGUGGCUCCACGUAGCUCAUCAGCUGCCUGUUAGAUUCAGCCUGGAGUCAGGUGUUGGUUACAGCCUUCAGAGGAGGAGAAGACCACAGCUCCAGCUGCGUGGCUCUGUGGGGUGCUGGAACUGUCUGGGUGUCACAGUGCCUGGGUGCAGCAUGGAGGGGCACAGGGCGAGAUGGAUGGGCUGCUCCAAGAGAUGGGCCAGGGCAGAUUUCCAACCCCCGGAAGGCAGGGCAGCAGUGGGAUGCGGGGCUCUCAUCUGAGCCCUUUCCUGCCCAGACCAUCCCAGGAGAGGCUCGGGAGGAGAGCUUCACUGAGGAGGGCUGGGGGAGGAUUUAGCCCCUCUGGUUGCUGGCUGGAGGCAGCCCUUUGAGACUGGCCUCUGGCGAGCACUGCUCACAGGGGAGGAAAGGGGGUUGAGCAUUAUCCCUGCACUCCUGCAGGCUCCAUGAAUGCAAGAGGGCAAGGAUGAUUUUACGGGUACUGCUCUCGGCAGCAUGGCACUGCGGCUAUUGGAGGCCAGGACCUACCCACAAUGUUUUAGGGACUGGCCUUCUGCGGCUGUCCCUUGCACACUGCCAAGUCAGCAUGUCUCCAGCACAGAGCGCCUGUGGUGUGGCAGGAGGAAACAGCCCACACAAACACACACGCAUGAUGUUGGAGGGGAGGAGGGAGCCUGCUGGGUGUUGCUGCUCAGGCUAUGCGCUCCUCCCCGGGGGCUACGCUUCUCACAGCCUCCCUGGCUCCCUCCCUCUCCAGCUGUCUGUGUCCGUCUGUCUGCCUGCAGACCCAGGGGCCCCCUCCAGCAUCCAGCGGGAGCCAAAGCUGGCUGGGUGGUGGCUUGGUCUGCAGCCUGGCAUCGGAGAGGGGACGUGAGAGGGAGAGGUCAAAUCGCAAAUACCCGACACUGACCGGCUGCAGACCUCUGCAGCUGAUUCCCCUCGUGGGGGUCCCAGCACCCCUUGGCUGCCCCUCAGCAACCUGGUGAGCACGGCACGGAGGAGGCCGGCGGGGCCAACAUGGCCAGCGUCAUCCUGGAGAGCAUCUUCUUGAAGCGCUCACAGCAGAAGAAGAAAACAUCUCCCCUCAACUUCAAGAAGCGCCUGUUCCUGUUGACGGAGAGCAAGCUGUCCUACUACGAGUAUGACUUUGAGCGGGGGCGCCGGGGCAGUAAGAAGGGCUCAGUGGACAUUGAGAAGAUCACCUGUGUGGAGACGGUGGUGCCUGAAAACAACCCUCCCCCCGAGCGGCAGGUCCCGAGGAAAGGAGACGAUUACAACAUGGAGCAGAUCUCAAUCAUUGAAAGGUUCCCCUACCCCUUCCAGGUGGUAUAUGACGAAGGGCCCCUCUACGUCUUCUCCCCGACAGAGGAGUUGCGCAAACGCUGGAUCCAUCAGCUGAAGAGCGUGAUCCGGUACAACAGCGACCUGGUACAAAAGUAUCACCCCUGCUUCUGGAUCGACGGCCAGUACCUGUGCUGCUCCCAGACAGCCAAGAACGCCAUGGGCUGCCAGAUCCUGGAGAGCAGGAAUGGCAGUUUAAAAGUUGGGCGGUCACAUCGCAAGACAAAGAAGCCUCUUCCCCCUACUCCUGAGGAGGACCAGAUGGUGAUGAAGCCCCUGCCUCCCGAGCCAGCCCCCAGCACAGCAGGUGAGAUGAAGAAGGUGGUGGCCCUCUACAACUACCUUCCGAUGAACGCGCAGGACCUGCAACUGCAGAAGGGUGAGGAGUACUUCAUCCUGGAGGAAAGCCACCUGCCCUGGUGGAAAGCCCGUGACAAGAAUGGAAGGGAAGGAUACAUACCCAGCAACUAUGUCACUGAAACCAGCAAUUCCCUGGAGAUCUUUGAGUGGUACUCAAAGAAUAUCACUCGGAGCCAAGCGGAGCAACUGCUGAAACAGGAGGGCAAGGAAGGGGGCUUCAUUGUCCGAGACUCCACCAGCAAGACAGGGAAAUACACUGUCUCUGUCUACGCCAAGUCCUCUGUAGACCCCCAAGGCACGGUCCGCCAUUAUGUUGUAUGCUGCACGCCCCAGAAUCAGUAUUACCUGGCAGAAAAGCACCUGUUCAACACUAUCCCGGAGCUCAUCACAUACCAUCAGCACAACUCUGCUGGGCUCAUAUCCAGACUGAAGUACCCCGUGUCUCAACAUCAGAAAAGUGCUCCUUCCACAGCUGGCCUCGGCUAUGGGUCAUGGGAGAUUGACCCAAAGGAUCUGACCUUCCUGAAGGAACUGGGGACUGGGCAGUUUGGCGUGGUGAAGUACGGGAAAUGGAGAGGCCAGUACGACGUUGCUAUCAAGAUGAUCAGGGAGGGUUCCAUGUCAGAGGAUGAGUUUAUCGAUGAAGCCAAAGUCAUGAUGAACCUGUCUCAUGAGAAGCUGGUGCAGCUCUACGGUGUCUGCACCAAGCAGCGUCCCAUCUUCAUCAUCACAGAGUACAUGGCCAAUGGCUGCCUCCUGAACUUCCUGAGGGAAACUCGGCAGCGGUUCCAGCCUGCUGAGCUGCUGGAGAUGUGCAAGGAUGUCUGUGAAGCUAUGGAGUACCUGGAAUCCAAGCAAUUCCUGCACCGAGAUCUGGCUGCUCGCAACUGUUUGGUGAACGACCAAGGAAUUGUGAAAGUAUCAGAUUUUGGCCUUUCCAGGUAUGUUCUAGAUGACGAGUAUACAAGCUCCAUGGGGUCAAAGUUUCCAGUGCGAUGGUCUCCCCCUGAAGUGCUUCUGUACAGCAAGUUCAGCAGCAAGUCUGAUGUCUGGGCUUUUGGCGUUCUGAUGUGGGAAGUGUACUCUCUGGGAAAGAUGCCUUACGAGAGGUUUAACAACAGCGAGACGACAGAGCACGUCAUCCAAGGCCUGCGCCUCUACCGGCCGCAGCAGGCCUCAGAGCGGGUCUAUGCCAUCAUGUACAGCUGCUGGCAUGAGGCUCCAGCAGGGCCCCCCCUCUUGCAUGGCAGAAGGCCGAGGAGCGCCCCACCUUCACGGCACUGCUGGGCAGCAUCCGGGACAUCACGGACGAGGAGCCCUGACCCUAGGCUGGGCCGGCCCAGCCCGCUGACCCCUGCCUGGUGCUGAUGGCUGCUACUACUGGGCUGGUGCUGCCCCACUACCCGCCGGGACUGACCUGCGCACCGGACGGUACCUCAGCACCGCUGUCACGGACACGGCACGGGCCACACCCCGGGGCAAGCAGAGGCCUGAGGGGCCGCCACGCCGCAGCCCCCGUCACCGGCAGCAUCCCUCACAGCCAAGGACAGAGGCGGGGCCCCUGACAGCCGCGGCCCCGGCCGGCCCCGGUGCCGACCAGCCCCGCUGGGUUCCGCAGGCGGCGGCGGCGGGCCGGGCCUGUGCACAAUAAACGGUUCCCGACGC